Molecule: messenger RNA, 3293 nt
Organism: Prosopis cineraria
Lineage: Eukaryota; Viridiplantae; Streptophyta; Magnoliopsida; Fabales; Fabaceae
Product: pentatricopeptide repeat-containing protein At2g03880, mitochondrial
Exons: 2
Coding region: 180-2093 (637 amino acids)
Biological process (GO): RNA modification
Molecular function (GO): zinc ion binding; protein binding; RNA binding
Source: RefSeq, a predicted model, not a curated record
GUCUUGGCUACGUAUUUGACAUUUGAUUAUUCCUCACAAAAUAUUCGCUGAUAAUUCACAACUUCGAUUGAGUUAGAUUGCUGCUGCUCAACGAUGGCUUUGAAGUUUUAAUGUGAUCAAGGUAUUCUUAGACCAAUUUUCAUUCAGAAUUGAGAGCAUCCCACAAAACUCGUAAACCCAUGAGAGUAAUUUCAAGGUUGUUGCCGCGCCUGAAGCGACCUUCUUGUUCGUCCUGUCUCACAUCUCUUGCAUCCAGAACUAGUUCGUCUGUAAAUUCUUCGUUACUGCUCAAUGAUUUCACCAACUUCUGCUACAACAGAGACCUUCCCAGAGCCAUGCGAGCCUUGGAAGCCAUAGAAAGGCACAAGGUGUGGGCAGAUGCGAUCACCUAUUCUGAGCUUGUUAAGUGUUGCUUGGCUCGUGGGGCUAUCGGGGAAGGUAAGCGUGUUCAUAAGCACAUUUUCUCGAAUGGUUAUGAGCCAAAGACGUUCUUAAUCAAUACUAUGCUCAACAUGUAUGUGAAAUUCAAUCUCUUGGAAGAAGCACAGGUACUGUUCGAAAAAAUGCCUGAAAGAAAUGUUGUUUCAUGGACGACUAUGAUAUCCGCUUACUCUAAUUCUAAGCUCAAUGAAAAGGCCUUGAAUUUUUUUAUUCUUAUGCUUAGAGAAGGCGUCACGCCUAACAUGUUCACGUUCUCUUCUGUUUUAAGAGCUUGUGAGAGGCUGUCUGAUGUCAAACAACUGCAUUCUAGUAUAACUAAAGUAGGAUUGGAGUCUGAUGUGUUUGUCCGGAGUGCUCUUAUUGAUAUUUACUCGAAAUUGGGUGAUCUGCAAGAAGCAUUAAAUGUUUUUAAUGAGAUGGUGACCGGAGACUCCGUUGUUUGGAAUUCCAUCAUUGGGGCUUUUGCUCAGCACAGUGAUGGAAAUGAGGCACUGUACCUUUAUAAAAGCAUGAGAAGAGCUGGUUUUCUUUCUGAUCAGUCAGCACUGACGAGUGCUUUGAGAGCAUGUACUAGUUUAUCAAUGUUAGAAUUAGGACAGCAGGUCCAUGUUCAUGUUCUGAAGUUUGACCAGGAUCUGAUCCUCAACAACGCACUCUUGGAUAUGUACUGUAAGUGCGGUAGUUUGGAAGAUGCAAAGUCAAUUUUUAAUCGGAUGAUGGAGAAGGAUGUAAUUUCUUGGAGUACCAUGAUUGCUGGGUUAGCCCAAAAUGGUUGUAGCAUGGAGGCACUUAAUUUAUUCGAGUACAUGAAAAAGUCUGGUCCAAAACCAAACUACAUCACACUUGUUGGGGUUCUGUUUGCAUGUAGUCAUGCAGGGCUUGUAAAUGAAGGUUUGUACUACUUUCAUUCUAUGAAGAACCUUUAUGGGAUUGAUCCUGGAAGAGAGCAUUAUGGUUGCAUGCUUGAUCUUCUUGGAAGAGCUGGGAAACUUGAUGAUGCAGUUAAGUUAAUCAAUGAAAUGGAUUGCAAGCCAGAUGUGGUGAUGUGGAGGACUUUGCUUGAUGCAUGCAGGGUCAAUCAAAAUAUGGAUUUAGCCACAUUAGCUGCCAAAGAAAUACUAAAGCUGGAUCCACAGGAUACAGGAGCCUAUGUACUUUUAUCUAACAUCUAUGCAAAUUCAAAAAGGUGGGAUGAUGUUGCAGAAGUUAGGAGAAGUAUGAGAGUGAGAGGUGUGAGGAAAGAACCUGGAUGUAGCUGGAUUGACGUCAAUAAGCAGAUACAUGCUUUUACUUUGGGAGGUAAAUCGCACCCUCAAAUAAAUGAGAUCAACAGACAGUUGAAUGAACUUGUUGCUCGACUUAUUAGUGUUGGUUAUGUUCCUGAGACAAAUUUUGUCUUGCAAGAUCUUGAAGAGGAACAGGGAGAAAAUUCCCUUCGAUACCACAGUGAGAAAUUAGCAAUUGUCUUUGGUAUCAUGAAUUAUCCUAGGGAGAAAACUAUUAGAAUAGGGAAGAACCUAAGGAUAUGUGGAGAUUGUCAUUUAUUUGCAAAACUUGCAGCGAAGCUAGAGCAGCGGCAUAUUGUAAUAAGGGAUCCCAUAUGUUACCAUCAUUUUCAAGAUGGGAUCUGCUCUUGUGGUGAUUAUUGGUAGUACGAGAGGUGUGCUAUUCUAUGCUAUAAGAGAUACACAACAAAAAAAAUCCAGCAAUCACUGGGGCCUCGUACCAAAUGAACAACCAGUUCUUGUUAAUAAAAAGUGAAGCCUGUAGAAGUGGAUUUUGUGCUCAGGAAUGUAUUUGAUAGAUUGACUUACAAGCAGAAGGCAGCAGUGAUAUUCUUGGCGAUCAGAGUAAAGCUAAAUGAUUUACUUGAAGGUACUAUUUUCUUUCACCUCCUCUUGCAAUCUAUUAUAUUUUAUUAUCAUUAUUUAACAAUAACUGCCCUUUAUUAUUAUUAUUUUUGUUUAUUCAAGCAUGCAAAGAAAAAUUUUCAAACUACAAAAUCACAUUUUCUCUUCGCAUUCUUCCCAUCUUAUUCUAUGAAUUAGUAGUCUAGAGAAGGCUGUGGAAGGCUUUAGUGAGGAAAGUGGAAUAGAUAGCUUCACAUUCCAAAGGCUUAGUUGCAGACAAAGUACAAUGGCAUCAUGUAAUGCAUGUAAUGGACUCCACCUAGUGAAAUAAGACUUGAUUGUAUUCUAUGAAUUAGUGCUCAAGAAAUUUUGUGUAUGUGUUUGUGCGUGUUUUUUCCUCCCCCUUUUGGAAUACGCUGGGCUAGCUAGCUCUCUCUCUCUCUCAAACAGCUAAAAUAUUACAGUUUUUUUUUUUUUUUUUGGUGGGGGUUUCAACAUGAUCAAGCAUAGGAAACCAACUCAAGUGGUGAGCAUUUCUUGCCUUCCAAUAUGCAGACAGCAUGUAUUCACUUGGGGUACACCUUCACUUCCCAGUUUUUCUCAAGCAUUCCUGUAAUUCUUCAAUUGAGGUCAACAUAAGGAUGAUUUUUCAUCACAGCAUCUGAUCACAAGGUUGAUGGCCUCUAAAGAAUCACAGUGCAAACAUGAAGACCAUAAAAUGAUUCCCCAAACAUCCAGAGCUGUAAUAGGAUAGUAUACCACUUUGCAUCCAUAGCCUACCAGCUAUAUAUCCUCUCCAUAGGCAUCACUUCCAUUCAAAAUGACAGAAUUCUCAAUGUCCAAUCUGACCGUGCAAGUGCAACCCUUGCAAGGGUAUCCAAUACCAAACAGCAAGACUUGGUUAGAUUGUUUAUGAUUCGGUUUGAUCUUGUCUAGCUGUAAACCUGGAACGCUUCUAUGAAUAUCUCAUCUUCAAUAUUUAAACCUGAAAUUUUUUGUGCA